GUUGGGUUAAAAGGUAUCUGAUAGGUCUGUGAGCAGUUACUUCAGAGAUGGAUUGGAAUGUGCUUUUACUACUGAUGCUUUCAGCAACCUUUGGCAUCUCCUCCUCUGACCUUCAGCAGUUCUACUAUGUGAAUGAAAGAAAGAGUUGGUUGGAGGCUCAGAGUUACUGCAGGGCGACCUACAUUGAUCUGGCUACUGUUGGCAGCAUGGAGGACAUGAACAGGCUGAAAGCAGCAGUGGAUCCUGCGUACACAGGCGCUGUGUGGAUUGGACUGAAGAGGUACUGGGUUUUGUCUACAGGGGAGAAUAUAUCCGCUUAUAAUAACUGGGUCCCAGGGCAACCAAAUGAAGGAAAUGUGGAAGCAGCAUGUGGAGUGUAUUCGUCGCAGGGAUGGAAUGACUCAUACUGCUCCACAAAGUUCUACUUUGUCUGCUUUGAUGGUAGAGCCAGUGCCACGGACACCUUCAUCCUAUUAAGCUCCAACAUGACUUGGACACAAGCCCAGACUUAUUGCAGCCAGCACUACACAAACCUCGCCAGCAUCCAUAACGCACAAGAGCAGCAACAAGUUCUUAACGUAGUUGGUAACAACACCAGUGCAUGGUUUGGCCUGAUCUCCGGGCAGUGGUCUGAUAAAGGAUUCUCCCCGUUCCGGUACUGGGCAAACGGACAAGCUCCCGAAUCAACUUCUACUGAGAAAUGUGCUGCCAUGAUGAUGUCUAAUUCUGGGAAGUGGACUCAAAGUCAAUGUGACCUACAAAAUCCGUUCGUUUGCUAUGGAGGACUCAAGUUCGCUCGCAUUUACUACUUCAUAAGAGACUCAAAGACGUGGACAGAGGCUCAGACAUACUGCAGAAAGAGAUUCACUGAUCUAGCUACUGUAGACAGUGUUAAAGAGGUGAGCAGACUGUUGAAAGCUGUGGAUGUUGGCUAUAGUGGUUCUUUAUGGAUCGGACUAACAAAAGCGGGACAACACUGGGGCUGGUCUAGAGGAGAUGAGCUACUGUCCAAUUUCAGUAACUGGGACGCAGGAAGGCCAAAUGGUAAUGGACAGUGUGUAUUUACCGUCGAUGGAGUGUGGCGUGAUUAUGAUUGCACAGUAGCUCUGUACUUCGUGUGCUACUAUGAGGGCACUGGUUACAUCUUGGUAGAAACUUCCAAAAACUGGUAUGACGCUCAGAGUUACUGCAGAACGACCUACACUGACCUGGCCAGCAUUCGUUCUCCUUGGGAGCAGAAGCAGGUGACUGACCUCGUGGUUAAAGGGGUCUCUGUCUGGGUCGGUUUGUUCUUAGACACCUGGCAAUGGUCUGACCAGUGGAGCCUCUCAUUUAGAAACUGGGCAUCAGGACAGCCAAGCUCAGGAACUGGUAGCUGUUCUGCUGUAGUGAUGGGUGAUUCUGGGAAAUGGACUGCUGACAACUGCAAUUGGCAGUACCCUUUCAUCUGCUAUAUAGAGGAGGACAGGGUGAAGAAAAAGCAGACUGUGAAGGUGACGGUGUCUUCAAAUGGAAAAACAGAUCUAAAUGACCCUUUCGUGAAGGCUGCACUCUUGAAUGAGAUUGAGAAACAACUGAAAAGGCAAGGAAUGGCUAAUAAUACCAAACUGAGCUGGAGACCUAAGAAUAAUACCAAAGUGUUCACCCUGAAGCCAAAAAAAGUAACUGAUUAAAAAGUGAAGAAAGUUCUGCAGAAAUGUUCUAUACGUUUUUCCAUUCAAGAUCUGUUUUAAACUAAUUACUAAUUAUAACUGUCUCUUUUUAUGCUUUCUUUAAUGUUUCAGCGUUUAAGACUUAGUAAGCAGUCCACACCAAAACAUCCAGAUGUGGAAUCCAGAUGUGGAAUUUUUGAUAUUUUAUUGAAUUAUUUUAAUACCGCAGAGUUUUAAUAUUUUCUGUUCAUUAUAUCAUUUUUCUUCAUAUGCUCUACAUCAGGGGUGCACACCUCCAGUUCUGUCCAGCACAGUUUGGUAGUUCCUGUCCUUAAACACACCAACUACCUGGAAAUUAACAGGUGAGUGUAAUCAGGUGUGUCUGAGCAGGUAAAACACCAAACUCUGCUGGACUGGAAAAAGAUGUGUAAGAUUUAUUCAAUACUUUUUAAAUUACUAAGGUUCUUUUAGAUUAAAUGAUUAUAAGAAUGAAAUUACUUACAUAAUCAGUUUACUUCUAUGGUCACUUUACUCUUAUGAUCACUACUCUCUCACUCUCUCUCUCUCUCUCUCUCUCUCUCUCUCAACUAUCAUGUUUCAUUUUAAGUUGAAGGCAAAGUUUAAAUUUUACUGUUUGCAAAAAAUAAAACCUGUAAUUUGUCACUCUCACUGACUGGAGUUUUUAAGU
Molecule: messenger RNA, 2340 nt
Organism: Colossoma macropomum (tambaqui)
Lineage: Eukaryota; Metazoa; Chordata; Actinopteri; Characiformes; Serrasalmidae
Product: macrophage mannose receptor 1-like
Exons: 7
Coding region: 48-1673 (541 amino acids)
Source: RefSeq, a predicted model, not a curated record